This is a messenger RNA of Drosophila biarmipes, 683 nucleotides long. RefSeq names its product probable RNA-binding protein EIF1AD. Gene Ontology annotation, cellular component: nucleus. Gene Ontology annotation, biological process: translational initiation. Bases 111 to 596 code for a protein of 161 amino acids. The record is from RefSeq and is a predicted model, not a curated record. Lineage: Eukaryota; Metazoa; Arthropoda; Insecta; Diptera; Drosophilidae. The transcript has 2 exons. Gene Ontology annotation, molecular function: RNA binding; translation initiation factor activity.
AGCUGAUUAGGCGGUUAUCGAUACCAUCAGGUGGUGAAGUGCCAAAAUAAAACAAAAAUUGUCAACAAAAGCGGGAAAAUUUCGCCAAUUUCUUAGUUAACCCACUUAAUAUGCACCGAUCCCACCCGAGCAUCAGUCGCCGCAAGCACCUGAUGAAGGAGAUGAUGGAGGACGACUAUGCCCUGCCCACGGAGAACCAGCAGAUCGCGCGGGUCCUCAGCAGCCGGGGGAACAAUCUCCACGAGGUGGAGACGGCGAAGCUCGAGGAGAACUUUCUGGUUUCAAUGCCCAAUAAGUUCCGCAAGAGCAUGUGGGUGAAAAGAGGCGACUUCCUGCUGAUCGAGCCGAUUGAGGAGGGCGAUAAGGUCAAGGCCGAGAUCUGCAAGAUACUCACCCCUGAACAUGUCAAGGAGUACACGAAAGCUGGAGUGUGGCCGGACAAGUUCACCAAGAAACCUGCCCAGGAGGAAUCGUCCAGCCAAAACCAAGACGACUCCGAUUUCGAGGAUGACCUUCUGCCCAAUACCAACCGCCCCGUAAACCAGGAAUCCUCCUCCGAAGAGGAAGAUGAGGAAACAUCCAGCGACGAAGACUGAAAUUCCUCGUUCAAGUACAAAAUUCGCCCACGUAGUUAAGGUUUUUAUACAAAUUAAACAACUUCGUUAAGAAAUAAUCUAAAGAAA